AUGAGCGCCCAACAACAACAACAAGAAGAAGAACCCAGCAGCAACAGCAAUAGCAUCAUCACAGCUCCCGAUCCUCCCAUCGACCACUUUGAACGCCACGGCUACCUCUUCGGCUAUCCCAUUGCCCACUCAUAUUCCCCUCUCGUACACAAUACUGUUUUUGAAGAAGUCGGUUUACCUUGGGGGUUUCAACUCUUGGAAUCGACGGAUAUUUCUCAGUUUUUGAGAUUAUUGAAGGAUGAGAGGUUGUAUGGCUCAGCAGUAACAAUGCCCCACAAAGUCUCCAUCAUCCCUCACCUAGACGGCCUCACCCCCUCCGGCCGCGCCGUAGGAGCCAUCAACACAAUCUACCUCGACGCCAACCAAAAAUACAUCGGAACCAACACCGACACCAUCGGCGUCCGCGAAUCUUUUUUCCAAAACAUCCCCAACCCCUCAUCCGUAUUUCUCCAUCGCCCAGGCCUCGUCAUCGGAGGCGGAGGAGCCGCUCGAUCAGCCGUGUACGCUUUAGUUCAAUUUUUGAAAUGCGAAAUUGUAUAUUUAGUCAAUCGCGACGCGGCAGAAGUUGAAGCGGUGAUGGCUUGGUGUCGGGCGGAAGGAUAUGGAAAAGGGCUCGUGCAUGUGAAAUCUGUGGAGCAGGCAGAGGCGUUGGAAGGGCCGGGGGCGAUAGUGGCUUGUGUACCGAAUUUCGCGCCUGUGACGGAAGAGGAGCGUGAGGCGAGGAGGAUUGCGGAGAGGUUUUUGAAUAAAGAGCAUAAAGGGGCCAUGUUGGAAAUGUGUUAUCAUCCUUCGCCGUGGACGGAGUUGGGGAGGUUGGCGGAGGAGGCCGGGUGGAAGGUGAUUUUGGGGACGGAGGCGAUGAUUUAUCAGGCUUUUGCUCAGCAUACGCUUUGGCAUGGGAGGACUGUGGAGGAAUUGCCUGUGGAACGGGUUAAGAGUGUUGUGGCUCAUGCGCUGUCGCAGGCGAAGUUGUAA
Molecule: messenger RNA, 975 nt
Organism: Sphaerulina musiva SO2202
Lineage: Eukaryota; Fungi; Ascomycota; Dothideomycetes; Mycosphaerellales; Mycosphaerellaceae
Product: Aminoacid dehydrogenase-like protein
Exons: 2
Coding region: 1-975 (324 amino acids)
Biological process (GO): shikimate metabolic process; chorismate biosynthetic process
Molecular function (GO): shikimate 3-dehydrogenase (NADP+) activity
Source: RefSeq, a predicted model, not a curated record